Messenger RNA from Trichomonas vaginalis G3, 396 nucleotides. RefSeq lists its product as uncharacterized. The annotation marks the transcript as partial. The record is from RefSeq and is a predicted model, not a curated record. The transcript has a single exon. Lineage: Eukaryota; Parabasalia; Trichomonadida; Trichomonadidae.
GAAAAACCAAAAGAAAAACGAAGUAAAGCUUCAAAAGAAAAUCAAGUUGAAGAAAAGCCCAAAAAGAAGGGAAAGAAACAUGAUACUAAUGACUCAGAUAAAGAAAUUAAUACAAAGAGGAAAGGAAAGAAAGUUGUCGAAGAAAUUCCAGAAAAAACAAAGAAAUUAAGAAAAACAAAGAGCCAAGAAGAAACUUCAUCGACAGAUAUCGAGCACCAGAAAGAACAGUCAUUUGUUAUUGAUGCUGGUAACAGAAUUGAAGGAACUCCAGUUAAUUUUGAAUUUAAUCCACAUCCAAAGGUAGAACAAACACCGGCAAUCAAUAAUUCGGCAUUUAUCAGGAAGAACAAUGUUGAUUACUCACUCAAUUCACUUAUAAGAAGUAUGACUUUGUAA